UAUAAUCUGUUGAAUUAUAUUUCUAAAUAUAUAACAAUUGUUAAGCAAUGUAUAUGUUAUGUUAAUAGCACAUUUGUUAUAUUAUCUAAUAAAUAAACCGCUUUUAAACGAAUUAAAGUGAACAUGUAUUAUAAAAGUGUUUGUUGGACUUUUCGAGCAGUAAUAUAACUUCCAGGAGAUGUCUCUAAGUUCAGUGCAGUCCACCUUGUCCACUUUGAAGUCAUGCCAAACAGAUGUUGGAGGGUGUAUGGACAUGGUUUCAGACGUUGCGCUGGGAAUAGUGGAAGCACAAGGUACAGCUGACUGUCCGGCUCUGAAUAAACUGGAGGAAAUGAUGCUGGAGUGUUCCAGACUGGACAUAGAAAUCAAUUGUUUUGUGGAGUCUGUUGAUGAGAUGACUGCUCAGGUCCGUCAUGAACCUCCUGAUGCCAUGGUUAAACUGAAAGACUCUGUAAGGAAUCGUUACAAUGAGCUGAUGGCUGGAGUUUCAGAUGUUGACCUGCAAAGGCACAGUAAGGUGGUGGCCUUCAAAGACAGUGUCAGUAAAUUUUACAAUCAAGCUAGUCAGACACCAACUGAAAAUGCAGAGGAUCUAGAUGAGGACAUUGCUGUAACACAGAGCCAGACAAAUUUUAUCUGCCCUCUCACCCAGGUUGAGAUGGUCAAUCCAGUGCGAAACAAGAAAUGCCAGCAUUACUAUGACCAAGAAGCUGUACUUGAAAUGAUACAGAGAAGGCACAGAAAUAAGAAGAAAUUUCGCUGUCCAAAGGUUGGCUGUGGAAACACAGAUGUUCAGCAGUCCGAUCUGGAGUUAGAUUUGGUUAUGAGGAGAAUGAUUCAGAACCAAAAGAGACAGAGCGGAAAAUCCUAAAUUUGACUAAAUCAGUCUUGAAGACUAGUUGUUCUAAUUUAAAAUGUGAAAAUAUUUAAGGAAAUGUUAAAUCUGAAAGAUUUUUGUUAUGCAAAUAAAAUAUAAUUACAUUGUAAGUUGGUUCAGUGUGUUUAAUACAAUAAAAAGGUAGUAUGCUUGUCAA
This is a messenger RNA of Xyrauchen texanus (razorback sucker), 1034 nucleotides long. RefSeq names its product NSE2 (MMS21) homolog, SMC5-SMC6 complex SUMO ligase (gene nsmce2). Lineage: Eukaryota; Metazoa; Chordata; Actinopteri; Cypriniformes; Catostomidae. The record is from RefSeq and is a predicted model, not a curated record. Bases 179 to 871 code for a protein of 230 amino acids. Gene Ontology annotation, biological process: double-strand break repair via homologous recombination; protein sumoylation. The transcript has 6 exons. Gene Ontology annotation, molecular function: zinc ion binding; SUMO ligase activity. Gene Ontology annotation, cellular component: Smc5-Smc6 complex; nucleus.